UAAAGCUCCCAGACUCUGACCUUGCCCCUCGUGCUUUCUCAUCCUCUUCACCACCAGCACCCACCAGCUCAUCAAGCAAAGGUAUUAUUAGCCUUCUACCCACACACACCUCUCCAACCAAAAUGCAACUCCCAACCCUCCUCCUCCUCCUCGCCGGAGCAGUCUCCGCCAUCCCAGCCGGUACCUCCCUCCCAGUCCUCACCGCCCCCGGCGGCGGCCCAGCCAUCACCGCCUCCCUCCCCGUAAUCACCCCCCCCAGCAAACCAACCGCCUGCUCCGCAAAGCCCUCCUGCUACACCCACACAACCACCACCACCCCAAAGGCCUGCGCCACCGCCUGCCCCGAGCCCAAAGACCCCAUCAUGUGCCCGGCCUACAUCAAGAUCGAGCAAAAGGAGGUCCCCUGCCACGACGACUGCUGCCCCAAGACGUCCACCCAAACCGUCACCGCCCGCUGCCCCAAGUGCGUUACCGGAUGCGUGAUCCCCACCAUCACCGAGUACGUCACUACCGGCUGCGCGCCGACUCACACCGGAGCGUUCCCCACGGCGAUUUUGACCAAGCCAAACUAAGUUGAUCAUUUUUUUAUUAAAAAAAAGGGGGAGGGGGGAGGAGGGGAGGAGACGGAGAGACGGGGGAAAAGAAGAAGGGGAGGUUUCAUGACAUUUUUAGUUGCUUUUAUUUUCUCUCUUUCUUUCUUUCUUUCUUUCCUUCUUCCAUAGGCAAAUUACAGGGAAACAGCCUUUUUAUUCUAUUUUCCUCCAUCGUUCCUGCACACAGUGAAA
Podospora bellae-mahoneyi is the source of this 785-nucleotide messenger RNA. RefSeq lists its product as uncharacterized. NCBI's taxonomy places the organism in Eukaryota, Fungi, Ascomycota, Sordariomycetes, Sordariales, Podosporaceae. The record is from RefSeq and is a predicted model, not a curated record. The coding region runs from base 123 to 572 and encodes 149 amino acids. The transcript is spliced from 2 exons.